GUUUUUGUCGCCCCGUUUUGGCUGGCCUGUGACACAGCUAAAGGUGUCCCCGAAAAUGUCCCUGAUUUUAGCGUUUCAUGAGAAAAAAAUAUUGCUUUUAUACGAGAGUAGCGGCUAUUACGGUAACCAGAUAGGAAGCGCCAGUGAGCACGUUGCGCGCAGACCACAAAAACCGUUAACACGGUAUCAGGUUUAAAUACGAAUAAGUGUUUCAAAAUGAAUGAAACCGUAAUUCACUGUCACUGUUUCUUCAUUUCAUCUUGACAACAUGUAAUUAUUUAUCUCAUAACAUUUAAUUCUAUUACGACCAGUGACCUUUUCCUGCCACACUGAACUGUAUCCGGUACAGACAGACCGUGUCGUCACGACAACGCGUUACCAUGGAAACAAACAUAAACGAUAACUAACGUAAGCUAACAGGGUUGACUGUUUAGUGGUAUUUAGCCGAUAAGACAAAAAAGAAAAAAAAAGAAAGAAGACUCAAAGGAAGUAGAGAUUAUUACAGCUUUUACUGCUGCUGAUUUGGUGUAUUGUUAGUGACGUCCAUGGAAUCUAUGGUGGUGACAGCAACUCAAAUGGAAGGUGGAGAUGCCCAACGAACGCAACAAACCCUGGGGAAUGACAAAGGAGAGGAAGACUCAUCUCAGGAGAAAAAUGAAAAGCAGUCAGGGCCACGAAUGACCAAGAAAUUCCUCAAAGACCACUGUAAGCAGAACAAAUUGUACUCCACGCCUUGCCUGAACGACACAUUAUAUUUGCAUUUCAAAGGUUUCUCCACCAUUGAGAAUUUAGAGGAGUACACAGGACUGAAGUGUCUCUGGCUGGAAAGCAAUGGGCUUCAGCGCAUCAACAACCUGGAUGCCCAGACUGAUCUGCGCUGCUUGUUCCUUCAGCAGAACCUCAUAUACAAGCUGGAAAACCUCGAACCUCUGAAAAAGCUCUGCACCCUGAACGUCUCCAACAACUACAUCCAAACCAUAGAGAACAUUUCUUGCCUUCCUGACCUGAGCACUCUGCAGAUUGCCCAUAACAAGCUGGAAACUGUGGGGGACAUAGAGCAUUUGAGUCAGUGUCAGGCCAUCAGUGUGUUGGACAUGUCCCACAACCUGCUGCAUGAGCCUGAGGUUCUCUCUGUGCUCGAGGUCCUGCCUGAUCUGCGAGUUCUGAACCUGAUGGGGAAUGAGGUGGUGAGAAAGAUCCCAAACUACAGAAAGACCAUGAUUGUGCGUCUCAAGCAGCUCACCUUCCUAGAUGACCGCCCCGUGUUCCCCAAAGACAGGGCAUGUGCCGAGGCAUGGGAAGCGGGAGGCCUGGAAGGGGAGCGUAAGGAAAGGGAGCAGUGGGAGACACGAGAACGGAGAAAAAUCCAGGACAGCCUAGAAGGGAUGGCGAUGAUUCGCAAAAAGGCCCUAGAGAGACGACGCCUACGAGAGCUACAGGAGAAAGGGGAAACAGAAGCUCCUACUACUCCAGACAGUCCCUGUGAGGAAAGCACCCAGAUGUCAACUCCUUUACAAGGAGAGAAGAUCCGUACCUUUGUAGAGGACACAUUGGAUGCUCAUGAAGAGUUCUUGCAGAGUCAGUCAGAACAGGAACUCAGCCAACAACCAAACAGUAACCAUUUAGAAGAACAGCCAGUUGAAGUGGUACAGGGAGAGCAGUCAGAGAGAGAUGACCAGGACCAAUCACAGAACUCUGUGAGGAAUGUAAGUUUGAAUCCAGAGCAUCCAUUACAAGAGCAAGAAACUAUAGUAGGCAAGAAAGUAGACAGUAAUGAACAACAACAAAGCCACCCAGGUGAAAUUAAGUUCACAAAAAGUGAAGCAGAGAGCAAGCACAGUGUAAGCAAACAAGCCCCUCUUCCUGAAGUGAAUGACAUUGUAGAAACCCAUGGUCCUGGGCCUCUGGUUACAGAACUAGAGGAGGCAGAGCAGCUGGAAACCAUCCGACUCACACCAAGUUGCUCACUGCAUAUCGACGACCUACCUGAUCUGGAGGAUGUGGACGUGGAAGAAUAUGCCGAAAUGUUCCCCUCCAAGCAGGCGUUCAAACCAAAAAUAGAAGUCAUAUCUGGAGGCAGUGAUGACGAUGAAGAAGCAUGGAACCAGAGCAAAAGCAUCUCCACCUUCAGCCCGCAUAAUAAGUCACUGUUCUUAUUGAGUGAUGGCAAGAAGUCAACUGGGCCCUCUAUCAGUUCUUCAUCACUGGUGUAUCCAGAAGAUGUGGAGGUCUCUUACCAGUCCAAUCUAAAUCAAACCUCCUCUCCACCUCGCUGUCUGAUUGAGGAGCUGGAAUGAUGCUUUCAGAACUGAGUCUGACAAGUGGCAGCUUUAAAUAAAAUCACCUAAAGGUCUGACUGGGAGAGGCCAUGAGGGGUAAAUCAAUUAAAAAUCUAUAUUAGCUGUUUAAAAUAGUGAAAGGUAAUUAAUUGCCUAGCAUUGUUGUUAAAGAAUUCCCAGGUAUGUUUUUAUGUUGUACAUGUUAUGAAAACAAUAAAUUCUGAAUUGACUUGG
Messenger RNA from Mugil cephalus (flathead mullet), 2513 nucleotides. It is a transcript of the gene dnaaf1, whose product is annotated as dynein axonemal assembly factor 1. Gene Ontology annotation, molecular function: protein binding. The transcript is spliced from 2 exons. The record is from RefSeq and is a predicted model, not a curated record. Bases 546 to 2297 code for a protein of 583 amino acids. Lineage: Eukaryota; Metazoa; Chordata; Actinopteri; Mugiliformes; Mugilidae.